This is a messenger RNA of Hyla sarda, 1562 nucleotides long. It is a transcript of the gene MCRIP2, whose product is annotated as MAPK regulated corepressor interacting protein 2. The transcript has 5 exons. Bases 288 to 731 code for a protein of 147 amino acids. NCBI's taxonomy places the organism in Eukaryota, Metazoa, Chordata, Amphibia, Anura, Hylidae. The record is from RefSeq and is a predicted model, not a curated record.
UUUUGUCAUGAAGACUGCAAAUUUUAGGAUUUAUUCAACUACCGGGUUAAGUAAACCACGAUGCCCAUGUAUACAGUGUAAACAGUAACUGUAUACAAGCAGCAGCUCGCAUGACACAAUGGUGUUAGAUAAGCAAGCGCUGUCCCUUUAAGGGAGACGAGGGGAGGCGUGUCCUGCUGCACAUGCCUUCUUAAAGCGCCAGCUGCUGCAGUCAAAAGUCACAGGCAGCCUGCUCAUCCUACAGGUACCAGGGGGCAUCUCACCCAACAAGUGCUCCCCUCCCCGUCAUGUACACCAUCACCCGAGGACCCAGCAAGCUCACCACCCAGAGGAGAACAGGUCCCAAGCAGCAGAUCGACACCAAGCUGCAGGAACUGAAAGGCAAGCAGCAGCUGGUGAUCCCCACCUCGUCCAACGGCUGGGACCCCCUUCCAAGUUCUUCGUCUACUCCAAAGCUCGUUUUCAAUCAUGUGAAUGGCAAGCGUAGCGCUUCCCUUAGCCCCACAUCGGAUGAGGAAGUCUACACACCGGCACACGAGGAGAACGUCCGAUUUGUAUAUCAGGCCUGGCAAGAGGUGCAGCAUCAGCUGGAGAAGCCAGAACUCAAUGGGUCUAGACCUCAGCAGUUCCAGGAUCACACACCAAAUCCAUCUCUUAAGAAUUUUGUUCCUAUUGACCUUGAGGACUGGUGGGCUGAACGUUUUCUGGCCAACAUUGAGAACUGCGCUUGAAGAAUCUCCAUGGUCAGUCUGCACCUUUUUUGCCCCUUGCAUUAGCGUCCAAGAAUCUAUUUGUGCAUUGGGGUAUUGUUCACAUGAUAGGAACCUACAAGAUGGAUACGGCAAGACGCGGUGCUAACAAUGUGCCUUUCCUGUGACUGCUUCUAUGUCUUCUCUACAAGGAUUACAGUAUUCAAGGUUACUUGAGAAAGCACAGAACAACUAGGUACUGGAUACCGUCCUUGAUGUUGUCCUGGCUCCAUGGUUCACUAUAGGAGGGGGGUAUAUUACUGGACACUGAUGGCAAAGCCCAUCACCAGGGGGGAAGGGGACACCAGCAAGGUGUUAUAUGCACUACAGCGGUAACUGGCAAUCUGUGGCCUACCACACCCACCAUGCAGCUGAGGGUUGUAGUUCUGCCAUAGCUUGUCCAUCACUGCCCUAGUUUAUGGAAGGGGCAAUAGUUGUACAAAAAUACAAAAAACUUGACACUGAGUGAUGUCGAUGCUCAGUCUACACCUGAACGGUCUCACACGCACAUCGGCCGCCUCCCUAUUAACUCUUUCUCUGCUUGCAGCGAGCAGACCAUUUCCCCCUUAUCGUUCCCUGUCAAUAGGGUCCCGGGUCUCUUACAAGAGCUGUGAACCUGUGUGAUGCCCACAACUGGUCUCCCUCAUGUCUUGUCCUCAUUUUUUUUGUAUUAGAGGGAUCUGUACAGAGCGGGAAAUGUCUAUUUUUCUAAAUAAAUCUGUUUGCCUGAAACGUAAAUUGUUGCUAUUUAAUAAUUAAAAAAUAAAAAUAAAAAAACCUUUCCAGGAACGCAUGAUCCAAGGUCUGUGCUGC